Molecule: messenger RNA, 1921 nt
Organism: Erinaceus europaeus (western European hedgehog)
Lineage: Eukaryota; Metazoa; Chordata; Mammalia; Eulipotyphla; Erinaceidae
Gene: PHF23
Product: PHD finger protein 23
Exons: 5
Coding region: 201-1409 (402 amino acids)
Biological process (GO): negative regulation of autophagosome maturation; positive regulation of protein ubiquitination; negative regulation of autophagosome assembly
Source: RefSeq, a predicted model, not a curated record
GCGGGGGGAGGGGGCCCGGUCCGGGAGUGCGGGAGCCUGUGGUAGGAGGUGGCAGCAGCGACUAGCGGACUUGAGUCACCACCCGGCCGAGGCAGACACCUCAGUGGGAAGAGCCAGUAGGAGCACCGAGCACCGGAGGCGGCACCGGGAUUCCCGGCUCAGGGGAGGGGGGCGCGGGACCGAGAGGAGGGGAGGGGGCGAUGCUGGAAGCCAUGGCGGAGCCCAGUCCCGAAGAUCCACCUCCGACACUUAAGCCAGAGACUCAGCCACCAGAGAAGCGUAGGAGAACAAUUGAGGAUUUCAACAAAUUCUGCAGUUUUGUCUUGGCCUAUGCUGGUUACAUUCCCUCUAGCAAAGAGGAGAGUGACUGGCCAGCUUCCGGUUCCAGCUCUCCAUUGCGAGGUGAAAGUGCAGCAGACAGUGAUGGCUGGGAUUCAGCCCCUUCAGAUCUACGAACUAUCCAGACGUUUGUUAAAAAGGCAAAGUCUUCUAAAAGAAGGGCUGCGCAAGCAGGUCCCACCCAGCCAGGACCCCCAAGGUCCACUUUCUCACGUCUACAGGCCCCUGACAGUGCCGCCCUGCUUGAGAAGAUGAAGCUCAAGGACUCUCUCUUUGAUCUAGAUGGGCCUAAAAUGGCAUCUCCACUGUCCCCCACGUCACUGACACACACCUCCCGCCCCCCUACCGCUCUCACCCCAAUGCCCCUGUCCCAGGGGGAUCUUCCCCAGCCUCGAAAAAAGGACCGCAAGAACCGAAAGUUGGGGCCAGGAGGAGCUGGCUUUGGGGUUCUUCGGAGACCUCGACCAGCUCCUGGGGAUGGGGAAAAGAGGUCUCGAAUCAAGAAGAGCAAGAAGCGGAAGUUGAAAAAGGCAGAUCGGGGGGAUAGACUCCCACCUCCUGGUCCUCCUCGGGCACCUCCCAGUGACACAGACUCUGAGGAAGAGGAGGAGGAGGAGGAGGAAGAGGAGGAAGAGGAGGAAGAUGACAUGGCAGCAAUGAUGGGAGAAACCCCAACCCCUGUGUUGCCAACACCCCCUGAGGCUCCUAGGCCCCCCGUCACAGUGCACCCUGAAGGAGCUCCUACUGACAGUGAAAGCAAGGAGGUGGGCAGCACAGAAACAAGCCAAGAUGGAGAUGCCAGCUCCAGUGAAGGCGAGAUGCGGGUCAUGGAUGAGGACAUCAUGGUAGAAUCAGGUGAUGACUCGUGGGAUUUGAUCACAUGUUACUGCCGAAAGCCGUUUGCAGGACGGCCCAUGAUUGAGUGCAGCCUCUGUGGGACGUGGAUCCAUCUCUCCUGUGCUAAGAUUAAGAAGACUAAUGUCCCUGACUUCUUUUACUGUCAGAAAUGCAAGGAACUGCGGCCAGAAGCACGGCGGUUAGGGGGGCUUCCUAAAUCUGGAGAACCUUGACGUCUCUAGGCUGGAACUUCCAAAUGGCAACAUGACUUGGGAAUUGAGCCUCCAGGUCCUCGGUCUAUACCCUGGAGCUUGGAUAGUGUCUCAUUUUAAGGCAGAAAUUCCCAAGGGAGACUUGUUUGAAAAUGAGUGUCUCAUGUUUCUAUCCUACUCUCCCCACCCUGUGGACUUGAACUUGGGCCCAUCACGUGUCCACUGUCCCUCGGGUCUCCUCCAGUUUUUCGACCUGGGCUGGAAUGGGAUGUAAUGGGACAGAUGUCUAUAAAAACUCUAGUGUAAAUAUAGCACUCCCCUCCCUAAUCUUUUCUUCUAUCUCCCCAUUUAUUCGACACCAGUUGUAUUUUUAAUUUGGGGGCUUCCCCUUUUGGGCAUGGCAGCCCAGAGGUGGAGUACCAACUGGCUGAAGAAGGAAAACAGGUGAAAUCCGCUCACCUCUUGUUUUUAAUAUUAGCCAGCAGUUUGUACAGACAGCCUGCGUGUUGUAAAUAAAGAAGAGUGGGCUCUUU